ACCACAUCCUACAAGAGUACAAAGAUGGUCGCCAGCCAGCACGGUGAUUUUGUGACCACCCACCGCGGCACGAACAGCCAGGGCAACAAGUACGCCAGGAAGUUUUACUUCUCGUAUGGGGAGUGGGGGUACCAUUACUCGAACCGCGACGGCAGUUAUUAUUACAAGAACCCCGACGGGUCGAGUUACCACAACAACGGGAGGGGCACAAUUACCUACACGUCGCCGUCGGGCCAGGUGUACAGGUGGUACUAG
Messenger RNA from Schizophyllum commune H4-8, 255 nucleotides. RefSeq lists its product as uncharacterized. Bases 25 to 255 code for a protein of 76 amino acids. The transcript has 3 exons. The record is from RefSeq and is a predicted model, not a curated record. Lineage: Eukaryota; Fungi; Basidiomycota; Agaricomycetes; Agaricales; Schizophyllaceae.